CGGCCGAAACUGCCACACAAUGAGCGGCGGGGCAGGUCCGAAACAAACUCGCCGGUAAACGGACGGAGCGCCGCCGGGGACCCGAGCACCAUGGAGGACCAGUGCACGGUGCAGGUGAAGUUGGAGCUGGGCCACCGCGCUCAGCUGCGGAAGAAGGCCACGUCUGAGGGCUUCACUCACGACUGGAUGGUGUUCGUGCGCGGGCCGGAGAACAGCGACAUCCAGCACUUCGUGGAUAAAGUCAUCUUCCGCCUGCACGACAGCUUCCCCAAGCCCAAGAGAGUGUGUAAGGAGCCACCGUAUAAGGUUGAGGAGUCGGGCUAUGCGGGAUUUCUAAUGCCCAUCGAGGUCUACUUUAAAAACAAGGAGGAGCCAAAGAAGGUUCUCUUCAACUACGACCUUUUCCUGAACCUGGAGGGAAACCCACCUGUCAAUCACCUGCGCUGCGAGAAACUCACCUUCAACAACCCGACCCGAGACUUCCGCCGCAAACUGGUCAAAGCUGGCGGGAUCAUUGUGGUGCCGGAGGGGGCGGAGGUCGUGUCCAGGCCGAGCCCAGAUUACCCCAUGCUUCCAACCAUCCCCCUGUCCGCUUUUUCUGACCCUAAGAAGAGUAAAGGCUCUCAGGCCCCAAAGGAGCUCACUAAAGAUAACAGUGGAAGCACUAAAGCUCCGAAACCUCACAAACUCGCCAAGGAGCAUCGGGAGCGGCCCCGAAAGGACUCCGAGAGCAAAGCCUCAUCCAAAGGAGACGGUGAGAGAGACGGCGGCGGCGGCGGCGGCGGCAGCAGCAAGAGCAGCCGAGAGUCUUCGUCGUUUGCCUCAUCGUCCUCAUCCUCGUCGAAGAAGCCGGAGAUCAAAGUGAAAGAGGAGAGCAAAGCUCCACCCAAAGCUGCUUUCAAAGAGCCGAAGCUAACACUGAAGGAGUCCAAAAUGGAAGGUAUGUCUCCUAAAGGAGGCGGGCCAGGAGCCGGAGGAGGGGGUGGGGCUUCUUCAGACAGCAAAUCAGCUAGCAAGCGGCCCUCCAAUGCAGACUCGCCCAAACCAAGCGUCAAAAAGCCCAAAAAAGGUGGAACAGAAGGCCAAAAGGGUUCCAGCGGUGGGGGUUUCCCCAGCACCUCCCCGCGCGUCUCCUCCUCCACUGCACCAUCGGGGUACGGAGAGAAAAAGAGCUCCAAGGACAAGGGACGCUGGGUAAAGGGCAAGCCGGACGCCCAGGAGGUCAAAGAGCCUAAGAAACCACCGGAAUCUGACGAGUCCAAUUCAGAUGAUGAGGUUUCGUCGAAGUCUGAGCAGUCCGCCCCCUCGAGUCCCUCAAACUCCAGCUCCAGUUCAGAGUCCAGUUCAGACUCUGAUUUUGAACCACAGCAGAAACAAGGUCAAGGGCCGCUGCGCUCUAUGGUGGAGGACCUGCAGUCUGAGGAGUCUGAUGAAGAUGACAGCAGCUCAGACGAGGAGACCCCAGUCAAAAACAACCCACCCAAUCGUGACUCCAGACUGAGUUUAGACAGUGAGAGUGACAGCAGCGACGGCCCACACCGGCCCGGCCGAGACCCCCCACCCCCGCCCCAGAAACACGCCUCCUCCAAUAACAAGGUGCCGGGCAGGAAAAGCCCAGACCCUUGCCUGAGGCAGGAGAAAGCCCUGAAGAAGGUUUACGACAAGGUAGGAAGGGCCUACACGGAGGAGUUAGUUGACCUCCAUCGCAGACUAAUGGCACUGAGAGAGCGCAGCGUCCUACAGCAGAUUGUCAAUCUCAUCGAGGAAACUGGCCACUUCAACGUCACCAACACCACCUUUGACUUCGACCUGUUCUCACUGGACGAGUCCACUGUCCGUAAACUGCAGAGCUACCUUGAAGCCACCGCCACGUGACAGGAAGCGGGCAUUCUGAGGGGCGGGGCUUGCCCUCGUUUGGUCUUGUGGGCUAGCUCAAAGAUGCAGCUGGAGAGAGGAACAACAAAUAAAUGAGGACGCAAAGGCGAGAGUGAAAGAAAGAAGGAACAGAGUUGCACGAAAGUGUCAAGACUGAACAAGGAGAGGCUCAGAUAGAGAGAGAGAGAAAUAGAGAGGAGAGUAAAUUGAAAUGCUCUGUAAAAGCCUGAAAGCAGCUAAGCCACUUUUCCGUUUGAAGCGCGCUGUAGUCUGGGCGUGGGGGUGUGUGGGAUUAGAGGUCCUGGUUUGUCCUACAUGUUUCUUCUGUAAAGCUGAAGCAUGGAAUGGAGGGAUAGGCCCCCCGCCUUUUGAAGUUUGCCUUUGCAAACCCAGUGUGCCCCAACCCCACCAGCUCAAAACUCAAGCUUGCUGCCAAGGCACCCUUAACCACAGCAUGCUUCUCUGCUAAACGUUCACAUUGUCGCAUUAGUCUGUAAGCGUGUCUGCGGUCGACUCUGAGAACGGCUGGCGUGCAGGUGCGUAUCUGUAGAUCUCUCCUGUCCUUUUUGAGCUGCACCUCUUCUUCCUCUUCCUCUGACAUUGGAGCGUCUGAAUUCGCCUUUAAAACGUCUCUAAAGUAGCCAUACUCACACCGAGGGGGGGGGAGCCACCUUUUUUGAUAUUUUAUUUUUGUACAGAUGUUUCUGAAGUAUUUUUGAUGGAGGGAAGCGUGUGAGGUAUGAAUGUAUUUGCCGUUUGUUGUCUAGGGCUAGCGCUUAGUGCCUUUACCAACCAGCCAACUGCCUGCGUUUGGGAGGAGUAUUUAAAGUGUUGUGUUGCCCUCAGCGAUGCUAGCAAAGCACAAACAAACAACAAAAAAAAAAUCCCCUCAUUUCUCCAUGUGUAACGCCUAGAAAAACUAGUGUUUCCUUCUCUUUGAUCUGAAUCCAUGAGUCUCCCACUUUCGCCAGUAUGUAUUAAUUGCUGUGUUGCCAAGUAGGCCUUUUAGAAACCCAUAAGUAUUGUACAUAGAUAGUGCAAUGUGUGGAAAGUGUUGGAAAUAAUAUUUUUAAGUCUUUGUGUUAUGAUGUCUGGAUGAUGCAUAUAUAAAGAGGUAAAGAAACGGAGAGAGAGAGCGAGAAAAACAGUCUCUUGGCUCUAAAAGCAUCCCAGGUUCCCCUUUCAAGAGCAGUGGGGGAUUUUGACUGUUGAUAUGUUCAGAGAACUGUUUCCCCCUCACCCACAGAGCAGGAUUUCUCAGUUAGCCAGUUAAUUUAAGCCGAAAGUCAAAUGUAUCCUUAAGCAGAAGAAUUCAAAGACAUUUCCAUUGGACGUUCUUUUAGGGCUUUGGGCUUAAAUUACUAAGAAAUGGGAAUUAAUAAUAUUGGACAAAGUCACGUUGCAAUAUUUUGGGUGUUCACAGUAGAUUUUUCCCAGAUUGUUCCAGAUAAGCUAUUUCCAAAUGAAGCUAAUGAUUAGAAGUUGUGAAUGUAGGGAAGAAAUUAAGGCAGUAGGUCAAUAUUGGAGCUGAUAAGAGCUGCACAAUACGAACAAAAUGCCAUCUACUGCAGUUAUAUUGCUAUGUUGUGAUUGCAGUACGGCUUCCAGUAUAUUGAAAUACAGUCGUAUGCAAACGUUUAGGCACAUCUGGUCAAAUUACAUGUUUUUGUUGAGUUUCUAAGUGGAAAAUAAGUUAACUCAUCCUCUACAGAGAAGAUAUUUCAUCACAUUUUAAUGCACUAUUACUUUUUAUUUGCUGAAUUUAACAUAUCGAGGAUAAAAAUAAAAAAUUGUCACUUGCAUUUUAUGUAUUCAUUUUUCGCAAUAUUUUCAAAUAAACAUAAAUUGUGCACUAAAUUUGCAGAAAGAAGCCAUAUUUAGGUCUGUUCUCUGUAGAGAAGGUGUUAACUCAUUUGCACAGGAUGUCAUUUGACCUAGAUUAUUCAAACUUUUGCAUAGCAUUGAUGCAAAGUAGCUUAGGUCAGCUUUGUGACCAAUAUUGUUUUUUUGUUUGUUUUUAAAUAAUUUCAGCACCCAAAGAACAUCUGUGAUUGGUCAGGAUGCUCACAGCACAUUCAUUGGCUGGUUAGAGGCUCACUUGCAUGUUGCAGUGUCAGUAUUGCGAAGGCCAGCGUUGCAGUAGUGAUUGAGAAACGAUAGGUUGUGCAGCCCUGCUGAGAAAUCCUGCUUUGUUGAAAUAUACCCCAAAUUCGUUCGCUGUGCUUUUGGCUCUCUCGCAUUGUCUCUUUCCCAGGCCGAUCACCUCCCACCUCCACCAGUCUGCGUUAUUCUCAGCGGCUGGUGAUUUGGCAUUCUGAUGCUAAUAGCUUUAAUAGGCCUGGUGGCCUAACCUACAGACCUGGGUGGGUUUUCACAAAGCAGGAUUGUCUCAUUUAGCCUAAUAAUACAAGCCAAAAGUCAAGUUUGUCUGACAGAAGAAAAAGUAAGGGAUGUUCCUAUUUGGCAGUCCUCACUCUGGGCUUAAAUUAUAUGGCUAUCUGAGAAAUUCCUGCGUUGUGAAAUACCCUCCGAUGCCCUUCUCUUAACCCUGUGAGAGUCCAGUGUCUGUAUGUGCGGUUAGGCUGUAUUUUUUGCCGUUCGGGGCGAAAAGAACCUGCCGGUAGUAGUUUUAUUGUUGUGUGUCGUAUGUAUGCAAGCCUGUUUGAGAGUCAGUCAGUGAGCGAGAACUCUCCUGUCCUCUCUGUUGACCCCCAGGUCCGAGUUCAUGAACUCAAACUUUUGACCGGACCCUUGAGGUUAUAGUGUUGGGUCAAGGAGGCGAAGGGGGUGGGGUUUAAGUGGAGAUGAUUGACAGGUCUAAGAGAAGCCCCAGUCGACCCACCGCCGGUCAGCGUUUUCAUAAUAUAUUUUUUUUUGUUGCUAUAAUUUUAAUUGUUUAUUUCUAUACCUCUGCACUUUUGGCUGUGGUGACAAGUACUUAACUGUAUUUUUAAGAAUUUUAUACAAUAUUUACAUGCAAUAUGGUAUGAAUUUUUUUUUUUAAUUAUUAUUUUGCGUUGGCAUGUUUGUGAUCACAGACUGAAAACAUGACCAGUAGAAUCUGAGACUGUUAUAUUUUAGGCCUCCUGUUUCUGAAGUUUUCCAGUGCGUCAGUCAGAGUUGGCGAGUUAUGUUUGUCGUAGCCUGCACUUCUUCAUCCACUACAAGUAUCAAACAGGAGGAAAACAAAAAAAAAAGCUCGGUUUUUCAUAGAGAACAAAUAUUUCUUUCCGUUAUACUGUGCAUUGCUGAUGGAUUUGUACUGUGUGACAUACGAUUAGGAGCACUAAACACUAAAUCUCACUCAGCUGUUUUUGGAUCACUUUCACUUUGGACUUCUGUUCCUCAGUCCGUCACUCCGAGAGAUGGAAGUUAAAGGGGGGGGGCGCUGAGGGAACGUUUUGGGAGAGCGAAGACACAUUUCAACUUAGCUAUACUAUAUCUAUCCUUAUAUACACGAGAGACGGUGGCUUGUCUGCUGUGUUGAUUUGAUUGGAGCGGAAGGUGAAAGCAGCAGCAGAUGGUUUUGGACGGUUGACUUAUGUUUUUCCCUCUCUGGACACUCUCGGUCCAGCGUGAGAGCGUGUUCAGUCGGGGGGGGAGAGAGAUAGACAUUUCUUGUCAUUCAGUGGUUGUACUUCGUGUCUGUGAGUGGGAUGGGUGGGGCUUUGGGGUGGGAGGGUGCAGGUGUCGGGUUUAAAUGUGUUCUGAUAAUGUGGUAGAAAGACCACCAUGAUUAGAACAGAAGACCAGCUCCAGUUGGACUCGUCGAACUUGGGAAUACAGUGCCACCAUGUGGUCAUUUAAUGCAAGUUGAAAUGAGGAUGAAAGAUGUUACUUUUUAUGUUUUUAUUUCAGAAAAAUCAUAUAAUUAAUAAACUCAUUGAGUACUGUCUA
Molecule: messenger RNA, 5772 nt
Organism: Colossoma macropomum (tambaqui)
Lineage: Eukaryota; Metazoa; Chordata; Actinopteri; Characiformes; Serrasalmidae
Gene: mllt1a
Product: MLLT1 super elongation complex subunit a
Exons: 12
Coding region: 91-1875 (594 amino acids)
Biological process (GO): regulation of DNA-templated transcription
Cellular component (GO): super elongation complex
Source: RefSeq, a predicted model, not a curated record